UGAAAAUUUAUGGGCAGCCAGAAUUCUUAAAAUAUUAAUAUCUCUUUCCUCUUUUUCUCUCUGCUAAGUGCUUCUAAACACACUUAUUCUGAGAAAUUAGCUUUAGCUUCAAUCCCAUUCUACUACCCAAUUUUGCUUUUCAAUUCCAUAAAGUUCUGUUACUUUUUCCUCUCAAAAAUUCAGUGAAAUGGGUGUUCUCAAGCUCCUCUUCCUGCUGCUCUUAAUGCUGAUUUCUUUAUCUGCUCCCACAGUGGCCGGAAAAACCACCCGCCACCGUCACCGGCGGCUCAAAGUUCACUCCCACCUGAAGAAGCUGAAUAAACCUCCUGUCAAGUCCAUCAAGAGUCCAGAUGGGGAUAUAAUUGAUUGUGUUCAUAUGGCUCAUCAACCAGCUUUUGAUCAUCCUCUUCUCAGAAACCACACAAUUCAGAUGAGUCCAAAUUUUCAUCCAGAAGGGAUUUUAAGGGAAAGUAAAGUAUCUUCAAAAGCUUCAAAAUCAAAGGAUAUAACUCAAUUAUGGCACUUGAAAGGAAGGUGUCCAAAAGGGACAAUUCCCAUUAGAAGAACAAAAAAAGAAGAUAUUUUAAGAGCUAGUUCAGUGAAAAGCUAUGGAAAAAAGAAGCCUCAUGCCACUGUAAAACCAACCUCCAUUGAUAUUGAUCUCAAUGGACAAAAUGGACAUCAGCAUGCAAUCAUAUAUGUUGAAGGAGGACAAUACUAUGGAGCUAAAGCAACUAUAAAUGUUUGGUCCCCAAAAAUUCAACAAACAAAUGAAUUUAGUCUCUCACAGAUCUGGAUUCUUGGAGGAACUUUUGGGGAAGAUCUUAAUAGUAUUGAAGCUGGUUGGCAGGUCAGCCCUGAUUUGUAUGGAGAUAACAACACUAGACUGUUCACUUAUUGGACUAGUGAUGCAUAUCAAGCAACUGGUUGCUAUAAUUUGCUCUGUUCUGGGUUUGUUCAAAUCAAUAAUGAAAUAGCCAUGGGUGCCAGCAUUUUUCCUAUUUCUUCUUACAAAGGUUCUCAAUAUGACAUUAGCUUGCUCAUUUGGAAGGACCCUAAGGAAGGAAACUGGUGGAUGCAAUUCGGAAAUAAGUACGUUUUGGGGUAUUGGCCAGCCUUCCUAUUUUCAUAUCUGACCGACAGCGCCUCCAUGAUCGAAUGGGGCGGCGAAGUUGUUAACUCUGAAUCCGACGGCCAACAUACUUCCACUCAGAUGGGCAGCGGCCACUUCCCCGGCGAGGGCUUCGGCAAAGCCGGCUACUUUCGUAACAUUCAGAUUGUUGGAGAAUCCAACAGCCUCCGAGCGCCGGAGGACAUCGGAACUUUCACCGAGCAACCGAGUUGCUAUGAUGUUGAAAACGGCAAGUCCGACGACUGGGGGAAUUACUUCUUCUACGGCGGCCCCGGCAGAAACCCUAACUGCCCCUGAUUUGGAUGGGAUAUUUUCUUUCUCCUCUAAAUAUUAUCAAUUUAUAAAUAUAUAUAUAUAAAUGCAUUUCUUGUGCAUUAUUAAUUAUAUUUUUAGUGGGUUUUUGUUUUUAUUUUUAUUUUCAAUUUUAUUUUCUUUUGAGAUGUUUAACUGAUGAAAAAACCUCUCUCUCUCUCAGUCUUUCUGUAUGUGAUAGAGGUUCAUUUGUUUGUUUUCAUAAAGCUUAGAAACAGAGGCUGAUGAUUUGUUCUAUCUCUUUGGAAAAUGUGUAUAAGUGUGCUUAAUUAUUUGGGAAA
Benincasa hispida (wax gourd) is the source of this 1725-nucleotide messenger RNA. Its product is annotated as protein neprosin-like. The record is from RefSeq and is a predicted model, not a curated record. NCBI's taxonomy places the organism in Eukaryota, Viridiplantae, Streptophyta, Magnoliopsida, Cucurbitales, Cucurbitaceae.